CUCGAUGGUUGCAAAUGCGCUAUCUCCUCCUAUCUAGACAUGCACCCGCUCCCUCUACUCUCUCACAACAAUCCAGCCUGUCCAUCUCUGCAACAAUACCCAUCCAAACUAGUUCCACAAUCUAAGCUCACCGACACAGGCCACGUCAAUGAGGCAUUUUCUCCAGCUAAUCUUCUUCAAACCAGCCCACAUUCGGUGAUGCACGGUGCCCAAUCUAACUUUAAUUCGACUUCCAAAAUUUCAGAUGAGAGAUCUACCUACAAGCAUCACAAAUCGCGCAAACACGAAUCCGUGUGUGUGAAGUUUGCGGGUCAGAGGUCCGCAGCCUAUAGAUCUAGAACGGCGUUUACGGCGACAGUUUGUGUUUGGUACAGAACGACAUCGUUGUGGAGAAUGAAGAGCAGCUUUAACGUUUCAGUCUCGCGGUAUAUGGGUCUCAGUGGCGUCAUUUCCACCUCUCCAUCGAUCAAUCAAUUUUGCGCGAUUUAUAUACUCUUGAACGCAAUCUUCAAACCCUCAACAUUGGAGUCCACAAAUCCAUUCGGCGAAAAGAACAUGUCGCGCACCGCUGAUGAAUCUACCGGCUAUGGGGAUGCAAGCAGGAAAAAUAACUCUCGGGUUCACAUGAAUCCGUGUUACCCCCAAAGAAUGGCUUCUCAACAGGUCAGCUCAACAGCUGUAAAAGAUAGAUGCAAUGUGCACUACGGGUUCAAUAUUUUCCGAGACAACCACCAAAGUACAGGGUAG
Messenger RNA from Periconia digitata, 747 nucleotides. The record is from the annotation of a GenBank genome assembly. Lineage: Eukaryota; Fungi; Ascomycota; Dothideomycetes; Pleosporales; Periconiaceae.